AUGACACAAAGCAAUGAUAAUAAUACUAACAAUGAAUCCAAAGAGGAGAAAUUAAGAAAGAGAAGAGAACAGUUGUUAUUAUGGAGACAGAAGAAGGAGCAAGAAAGGAAUGAAGAUGUGAAACAAGAUGAUAAUGAGGAUAUUAAAAAGAUACGUCAACAACGUAUUGAGCAAUGGAAGAAAUCCAAACAGCUAAAUAAGAGUGAAGAAAAAUCUCCAACUCCAACUGUUGAGAACAAUAUCAAAACCAAAAUAAGUAUAAACAAGAAAAAAACAAUAAUUAAAGAAACAUCUUCGAUUUUGAAAAAGAGGGCAAGGCCAAUGUUUCAAGAUGAUGUUGAAAGUAACUUAAAACCAAAAUUUAAAAAGCCAAGCUUAGAUUUUAAUGAUACUGAAGAUAAUGACAAUGAUGUGGAUGACGUAGACAAAUUCUUAGAAACUUUAAAUGAUGAAGAAAUUAAAGAAUCAGAAUACCAUUUAAGUCGAGAAGAAGAUGAAAAUAUAGAUGAUUUAGAUGAUGAAAAUGAUUUUGAUGACUUAUUAGCUAAUAGAUUAACCAAAUUACAAAAUAAAACAAAAAACCUUCAGGAAAUUGAUCAUUCAAAGGAAAAUUAUGAACCAUUCAAUAAAGUUUUUUAUCAAGAACCUUAUGAGAUGUCCAAGUUAUCUCCAAAAGCAAUUGAUCAGAUUAGAUUAGAGCUAGAUGGUUUGUCAGUUAAAGGAAAUAAUCCUCCAAAUCCAAUUUUAAAAUGGUCUCAUUUAUCAUUACCGAAUAAUUUAUAUCAGGUUAUUACUAAUAAAUUACAAUUUGCUUCACCUACAAGUAUCCAAGCACAGGCUUUACCUACAAUUAUGUCAGGAAGGGAUUUAAUAGGUGUAGCUAAAACUGGUUCUGGGAAAACAUUAUCAUAUGUUUUACCAAUGUUACGACAUGUUCAAGAUCAAAGACCUUUAAAAGAAGGAGAAGGUCCAAUUGCUUUAAUUUUAAGUCCAACACGUGAAUUAGCAAUACAAAUUCAAAAAGAGAUUCUACAAUUUACUAAACAAGAAAAGAAAUUAAGAGUUUGUUGCUGUUAUGGUGGUUCAAAUAUUGAAACACAAAUUAAUGAAUUGAAAAAAGGUGUUGAAAUUGUUGUUGGUACUCCAGGUAGAAUCAUUGAUUUAUUAGCUGCAAAUAGUAGUAGAUUAACAAAUUUGAAAAGAUGUACCUAUGUUGUUAUCGAUGAAGCUGAUAGAAUGUUUGAUCUAGGUUUUGAACCACAAGUUACAAAAAUUUUCACCCAAAUUAGACCAAAUAGACAAACUAUAUUAUUUUCAGCUACUUUACCUAAAAAAAUGGAAAUAUUGGCUGAGAAAUUAUUGACUGAUCCGGUUAAAAUUAUAGUUGGUGGUGUAAGCAUAGUUGCAAAGGAGAUAAGUCAAACGAUUAUACUAUUUGAAGAUGAAUCAAAUUAUCAACAAGAGAAAUUUGAUAAACUUACUGAGAUAUUAACUGAUUUCAAAGGUCAUGGUAAGGUACUUAUUUUUGUUGAAAAGCAGAAUGAUUGUGAUGAAUUACAAAUUAAGUUAAUGAAGAAAGGAUUUGCUUGCGUUUCUAUCCAUGGAGGUAAGGAACAAAUUGAUAGAAAAUAUGCAAUUAAAGAGUUUUCAGAUCCUUCCAAUGAUAAAGAUCUUUUAAUCGCAACUUCAAUAGCUGCGAGAGGAUUAGAUGUUAAAAAUUUAAAUUUAGUUAUUAAUUUUGAUCCACCUAAUCAUUUAGAAGAUUAUGUUCAUAGAGUUGGUAGAACUGGUAGAGCAGGACAAUUUGGAGAAUCAAUUACAUUUGUUUUCAAAAAUCAGCAAAAGGAAAUUUCAAGCUUAGUUAAAGCUUUAACAUUAAGUGAACAAGAAAUUGAUCCAAAAUUACUAGAAAUUAACAAUCAGUUCUUAUCAAAAGUCAAAUCAGGUAAAGAGAAAUUUAAUUUUGGUUUUGGAGGUAAAGGUUUAGAUAAUUUACAAGACAUUAGGGAAUCAAAGUUAAAACUUGAAAAACAAAUUUACGGAGAAACUAAUGAUGAAGAAAUUAAUAAUAAACCAGAUUUGAAAUCUAAACAAUCUACACCUUCAUUUGAUUUACCUGAGUUUAAUAUAAUUGAAGGUAACUCAGGAGAAACUUCAGGUCCAGAUAAAUGUAAAUUUUAUUGUAAAAUUACAAUUAAUGAUUUGCCACAAAAAGUAAGAUGGAAUAUAGUUCAAAGAGAGAAUUUAAGUAAGAUAUUAGAGGUUUCAAAAACUUCAAUUACUACAAAAGGUCAAUUUUAUCAAUUGAAUCAAGUACCUACAAAUGAUCAACCACCGAAAUUAUAUUUAUUACUUGAGGGAUUAACUUAUAAAAGCAUACAAGAUGCAAUAGAAUUAAUUAAAGAGAAAAUAAUUGAAGGUAUUGAAUUAGUUGAUAAAGAUGAAGCUGUAAAUUCAACUGGUAAAUAUAAAGUAUAG
Messenger RNA from Insectozyma verbasci, 2478 nucleotides. NCBI's taxonomy places the organism in Eukaryota, Fungi, Ascomycota, Pichiomycetes, Serinales, Debaryomycetaceae. The record is from the annotation of a GenBank genome assembly.